ACAAAUGGAAUGUUUAUUUUCUUUCAAAAAGGAGAAAGGAUAGCAAUAUUUUGGAAAUACGAGUGUGCCUUUGUCAUGACAGUUACGUGUUGACCAUUAUGGUCCCACCUCCAGCCGUCAUCCUGCCAUCAAAUGGUUCGGAUUUAUUGCUGCCCUGACACAGAACUUCUCACCAAACAAGAUGCGCCGGCAACUAUGAGUGCACUUUGUUUUUGUUACCACAUGCAAUGAUAAGGAAUGGAGGAAAUUAACACGACAUUGUUCAGUUCACCUGUACUUCCUCCUUCGAGGUUGUUAGACAAUUCAUCAUGUUUUUGUGCUUUAAGGAGGAUACAACUUGGACGAUGGCGUUUAAUGUAUGGGGAUGGAACAAACCAAUUCUAACAACCACUCGUCAGAUAACAUGCCCAGUGACUUUUACUCCUUCUCUCCACAAAGUGAUAGGGAAUCAAUGAGGAAAACAAAAGCCGUCAGAGUUACGGUCUGUGCCCAGGUGACGGGGGUGGCCCUCUUCUGUGUGGGACUAGUGGUGGGGCUUCUAAUUGGAAUCUACGGUUUUAACGGUACAGGAAAAAAUGAGGCACCUCAUUCCAACCAAAGUCCUACACUCAGUAAAAGUGUGGAUUCAAGUGGAAACGGAGACUCUCAUAGCUUUAUAGACCCAAACAAAGGAGCGUCAAAGAACAAUCGUGCAAAUAACAGAAAUCAUGAUAGACAUGAACAUGGGCACAGCCACGCUCCUAAAGAUGAUGUAGGCUCCGCAUCCUCAACACGAGAUUCUCAGCGAUCACAUAAGCACCCGCCAGUGGACUUGCACGGGCAUAACCAUGCUCCAGAAAAUUUGAAUGGGCAUGACCAGGAUCCAGCAGACCAACAAGAACAUGUUCACAGACCAAAGGACUCACAUGGGCAUGAUCACACUCCGGUAGAUUCACAUGGGCAUGAUCACACUCCAGUAGAUUCACAUGGGCAUGACCACACUCCAGUAGAUUCACAUGGGCAUGGCCACACUCCAGUAGAUUCACAUGGACAUGAUCACACUCCAGUAGAUUCACAUGGGCAUGGCCACACUCCAGUAGAUUCACAUGGCCAUGCCUCAGCAGAAUCACACGGACACAGCCACGCACAUGGAGGCCAUGAUCACCCACACUCUUCCUCGGACAGUGUUCUAAAAUCUCCAAAUAUCGAAACAACUCUACCUAGCACGGACACAGGACUCGACGAAUGGGUGGACGACGUAGCCUGUGUGCCAUGUAAAUGGACUCAUCCGGUAGAUGGAUUAACGAAACUAGAACUGUUUGCUCCGAUCAACUCUACUGAAAUGAUAAAGGCACGCGAGGCCCUCUACCGAGAAGGAAUAAUAACCAUCAAACCCGGCCAAGAAUUAGCUUUUAAUGAGUCCUAUGUUCAAUCCAUGUAUCUAUUUCCACCAAACAAGACAGAAGCUUUGGCGUACUUAGAUGCAGAUGGAGCUUUUCCUGGACGGUAUGUCACUGUAAUGGUUGUCGAAGGGGCUAGUGAAGAACCACAACUCAUGAAAUACAAAGUGGGGCCACUAGAGGGAGAUUCAGAAAACAUUACUGCCAUACCCCUGUUGAAACCCAACGAAGUGCCAUUCAGUCAUCGUCCAUAUGAUGCCAUAGAGACAAGGGAAGUUAUCAUAACCGUGAUGAGUGAGUUGAAUCGCAUUAAUCCAAUGAUGCAGGAAAGUUUUGAUUCUAGAUCUCCAUACAUUGACAUGAGUAUCAUGCCGAACGGACCCUUUAUCUACAAUGGCGAGCGGACGAGUCGAUGGACUGCCGGAUUGAGGGGAAUCGGAGACAAAGAUUUUGACUUUCUCAAUGUAGUUCCACUGAACGGACUGGUUUAUCAUGGUGGACAAGAUCCAUCAAAAUGGCGAGUUUAUAAUAUAUUCUAUCUAAACCAGGGUCCGUUUAAUUCUGUUGAAGAUCUAUACAAAGCCUACAAAUCGACAUCUUUGUACAAAAUUCAGUAUCCCAAAGGUACAAGGGAUUUGAUUAAAGAGGUCACAUUUCCAAAACGCCGUUUAUCCAACCCUUUGCGCCCGAAUUCCCAUCGAACUGGCACAAAAACGGUAGAACCCACUGGACCACGAUACAGAAUGAAGGGGCACGACAUAUCGUGGCUGGGUUGGGAGUUUUCAGUAACCACCUCACAGCAUAGAGGACCAGCAGUCUUUAACGUUAAGUUCCGUGGAGAAAGAGUGGUGUAUGAAAACGCAUUGAACGACAUAGGAUUGCUUUAUUCUGCGGACGGUUCCGGGCAGGACAACAUCUUUUACACCGAUUCUACUUUUGGUUUAGGAGCAUCAAAAGUAGCUAUUUCUGAGAUCGACUGUCCAUCCCAUGCUGCUUAUAUUAAAAGCGUCAUGUGGAACCCUGUGGCCAUGAGAGGUUCGGAGAGACUUACGAUUUGUAUAUUCGAAAUGGAUGCGCAGGAACCAUUGUACAGGCAUAAAGGCGAUGAUAUUGAAGUGGGCAUGCGCAACCGAUAUUUAGUAGCUCGGUAUCCUACUCAACUUGGUAACUAUGACUACUUGAUUGAUUUUCAGUUCCAUCUUGACGGUAAAAUAGUGACGACAGCAACAGCAACAGGUUUUAUUCAAGCUUCAUACUUGAACACUCUGAGCGAUUUCUAUAAUCCUAAGGAUCCGGGACGGACCCCGUUUGGCUACAGAGUGUCCAAUGAUAUCAUAGGACCUAUUCACGAUCACACUUUCUCUUUCAAAGUAGACCUGGACGUCGUUAGUGAGAAGAACGACUUCGAGCUGAUUCACUGGAAAUACGGCAAUGUGAUGGAUGCCUUACGGACAGUGAAAAAGGAAAAUAUGAAGUACCCAAAUUAUUUUUUUCACAACCAAACACGGUUUGUUGAAUGGGAACAUGUUCAAAAUGAAACAGUUCUAGAUAUCGAUUCUAAACACCCAAAAUUUUGGACGUUUCUGAACAACAAUGUAAAGAAUUUCUGGAAAGUGAGUCGGGGAUACCGCUUAGUGCCUAUGCACUCGGGAACUCAAAACAUAGAAAAUGAUCACCCGGAUGCCAAACACCUAUCAUUUACACAACACCAUCUAACGGUUACCAAAAGAAAAGAGAACGAACAGUAUGUCAAACCAAUUUACAAUCCUGCUGACACAAAGGACCCCGAGCCAUCCCGAAAGUAUGUUGACGAUAUGGUGGACGGAGAGUCGAUAGAGAAUACCGACAUCGUCGCCUGGGUCGCUUUAGGUUUCCUUCAUAUUCCUACGUCAGAGGACGUUCCCAUGACAACAAAGGUCACUUCCGGUUUUACUUUAAAACCUUUUAACUUUUUUGACACCACGGCAGUUUUUGAUAUGCCGUCGCACGCAGUUGGCGUCAAUAAAACAGUGUUUGACAGCGAACCGGAAGAGGAACCGUGUCAAUAUAUACCACUCAGUGUUCAGGGGUGAUGUGAUAACAUUUAAACUGAGUACAUGUGUAAAAGAGUGUUUGAAAGAAUCCUAGGUUUUCUACGGUUCAUAAAACGGUUAUUAAAAUUGUUAAGAAAGGACGUAAUUUGAAGCCAAACGAAAAUAGUUAGAGAUAUCAUGAGGAAGUUGCUUCUUGAUUAAUGUUUAUGUCUUGCAAAUACAGGGUAGAUGAUUGCCGGUUAUUUAUGUUCGUUGCCGCUCAGUUUUAUAUUCAUCUAAAGUAGGUAAAUUCAUGUGAAUUAUCUCAUUGCAUUAGAUUUAGUUGAUCUAUACUGCAUAAUAUACAUGCGCAUUGGGAUUGGACACAAGUUCUCAUAAACUUAUAAAUACCGAUACGGGUUUAAGGCCAACAGCGCUUGCCCGAUAUGAUUUUAUUUGAACUGGAGUUGGUACAAUGUGUCCUUCAUAAACUCUAUAAAGAUUGGACUGAGAAGUCAAGGCCUCGAGAAAUGACUUUAAAAUUUCUUUCUUUCAAUAACAUUAAGAAUUACGAGAAUACAAUAUACCGGUUUCAGAUGUAUAAGGUAAGUGUGAUGUGUCACUUUACGUUCUGUUUAAGGAUAAACUUUCAUUGUGUGGCGUUGGUUCUUUGUAGUCUGAUAAAUCACCAAUCAGAUUCUAACCUAAGUCUGGCUACAUAGAUCUUCCUUGUGCCCAAUCCAUCAGUAAAUGUUGUUACAGGUUUUUGUCUCUGCCUUAGGUCCUGUGUCCUGAUUUGAUCUCGGAAUGAAAUGCAAUAUGCAUAUAAAAACAAGUUGUUUGCAAUUAGUCUGUAUAAAUAAACUUAAUUAUACAUAUAUAUUU
Messenger RNA from Ostrea edulis (European flat oyster), 4276 nucleotides. RefSeq names its product amiloride-sensitive amine oxidase [copper-containing]-like. The coding region runs from base 359 to 3451 and encodes 1030 amino acids. The transcript is spliced from 2 exons. NCBI's taxonomy places the organism in Eukaryota, Metazoa, Mollusca, Bivalvia, Ostreida, Ostreidae. The record is from RefSeq and is a predicted model, not a curated record. Gene Ontology annotation, biological process: amine metabolic process. Gene Ontology annotation, cellular component: plasma membrane. Gene Ontology annotation, molecular function: quinone binding; primary methylamine oxidase activity; copper ion binding.